AUGCGCGAUCAGUUCCGCCGCUCCCCUGUCUCCCGACCCGCCGUGCCCGCUCCGAGUAUGAAUACCGAUAAACAAAACAAUGGCGCUCCUGCCAAACCAUUCACUCCUACUCUCAGUGCGGCUUUCAGGACGGCGAACAAGAACUCGCAUCCUCUAACUCCCCGGCUGGCUGGUGCUGGAGGCCACCAGACUCCGAAGAAGAUCUCUCACACCGACACCGCCUCUCCCCUCCCACACCGAGACGAUGGGCCAACCUAUCUCAGUGCCAAUAUCACCCCACGAUCGGGGUCACGAAAUUCCAGAAGGGAUGGUGCCCUUUCUUCUCCUGAGAACACUCCCACUGGUGCACAACAAGUCUCUCAGACGUCGCGUCCGACGCUGCCUCUGGCAGCCGGAGGAUAUCAUCGGACAGAACGCAGUCCGGUUCGCGGGAGUGGGAAACCAGAACCUGCAAGACCAACAAGAGCAAAGAGUGUGACAGGGGAUAAUCUCACUCCGCGGGUGGCGUCACGGCCCAAUUCGUCCUGUGAAAGCUCUGGCGGUUCGCCCAUGUUCUUCCAUGCCGACGAUGCCCGGUCUUCGGUGUCCUCCUAUGAGACAGAAACCCGGCCCAGAUCCUACAUCAAGUCGUCCCAAGGAUCAACCUUCCUCUAUGCUGAUGGAACACGGGACGAUGAGUCUCAGGACAAUUUGAGCAGGACACCGUCCACAAACAAACGCCGUUCCACCGGAUCGUCACGGGCGCCUGCAGCUGCGACGAAUCAUCCGGACGUUUUACCAAGACUAAAGUCCUCUCAACUGUCAGAGCCAGAGUCGCGACCGUCUGCGGAUAGCACUCUCCAGCCAAGUCCAAAUAUUGACGAUGUUACGGAAUCCAAGUCUCGGCAGUCAUCUCCUGCACCGAAUCUCGCUGAACAGGUAGCACGACCAUCUUGCCCGAUCGGGCAGCAACUGUCUCAUCGGAAGUCCUGCAGCCUCGAUUCCACCCCCAAUGUAGCAUCACCACGAGGAGGCGGGCGUCGUGCCAGCCCUAUCAUAUCAUCUUCCUUUCUACCGCCAGAAGUGUUGAACGGUGGACAGACGCCCAAUCUCAGCCCCCGAGUUGUUAGCAACAACUCUUCCGAUCCAGCGGAACCGCAUGGAUCAUCCUUUCCUCUAGCACAAAGUCCCAUUAAGAUAGAGGGACCAACGUCCCAUACUGAUGAGCAGGCAGUCAAUGCGCGGACAGCGCGCAAGAUCCUGGAUCUCGAAAUCAGCAACUCAUCUCUUCUAGCGAUCAAUCGUACUCUGGAACGCGAACUGCGAAAACAGAACGCAGAGUUGCGGAGAUAUCGACGGCUAAGUCGUGCUGGUCGACUGUCGAUCGACCCCCUCUCUCCGUUCUACCUCUGGAGGUGGAUUGUCUAUGGUCAUGACAAUGAGUCUUCUGCAGAAGGAGAAGACGGUACCGGCAGUCCGAACUCAUCAGCCGAUCGCGACACGCGCGUCCGUGCGAGCGAUGAGAAACGAUUCUUACUGGACCUUGCCAAGCACCAGGAGUUGCUGGCCGACAGUCAGAAAAUGAACCAAAGCCUCAAACGGUGUUUGGGGUGGACGGAAGAAUUGAUCCGGGAGGGCAAGAAAGCCCUCGAGUACCAUGUGCACGUGAACGAUGUUGAAAUUGGUGGUCGAGUGCUUGCACCGGAUGAGGUGGGAGAGGAAGUAACUAGUGGACGAGCACUCUUGAGCCCAGCGGCUGAAAUACAAGAAGCUCUCGAAGCUGAAAACUCAGAGUUGUUACAUCAGUGA
Messenger RNA from Rasamsonia emersonii CBS 393.64, 1788 nucleotides. RefSeq lists its product as uncharacterized. Bases 1 to 1788 code for a protein of 595 amino acids. NCBI's taxonomy places the organism in Eukaryota, Fungi, Ascomycota, Eurotiomycetes, Eurotiales, Trichocomaceae. The record is from RefSeq and is a predicted model, not a curated record. The transcript has 2 exons.